Molecule: messenger RNA, 969 nt
Organism: Knipowitschia caucasica
Lineage: Eukaryota; Metazoa; Chordata; Actinopteri; Gobiiformes; Gobiidae
Source: the annotation of a GenBank genome assembly
AUGGCCCGAUGGCGUGGCUGCUCUCGGGGCUGGCACGCCGCGGCCUUCCCCAGCCUGAUUCUCCUCUACGUCCUGUUCCUGGUGCUGGGGGCCGUGGUCUUCAGGGCUCUGGAGAUGCCCGUGGAGAGGGAGCUGCAGGCGGAGGUGGCCGAUCUGUGGAGGACCUUUCUCCAGGAGCACCCGUGUGUCCAGAAGUCCAAACUGGAGCAUCUACUGGGGAGAGCCCUGACCGCGCAUCACACCAACGUGGCCGUGCUCCAGGCUGAGGAAGACGAGCGCCACUACGACUUCACCUCAUCGCUGUACUUUGUCAUCGUCACCCUCACAACUAUGGGUUCUGACGUCUACUACCCUCAGUCCGACGAGUCCAAGUUCUUCUGCAUUCUGUACUGCAUCAUCGGCAUCCCCCUGACCCUGUUCCUCUUGGGGCUCCUGUCCGAGGCCCUGCUCCUCCCUGUGGUCACCUACGCCCCUGUCCGCCACCUCCACACCCUCUGGGGCCUGUCUGUGUCCCGGGCCGCCCUGCUCCACGCCUCCUUGCUGUCGGUGCUGGUGCUGGGGCUGCUCUUCCUCCUGCCCGCCCUCCUCAUCGCCGCCGUGGAGCCGGACUGGAGUUUCCUGGACGCUCUCUUCUUCUGCUUCGUGGUCCUGAGCACCGUGGGACAAGGCGGCUGCGCACUGGGAAAGAACUGGAGCCUGAAAGCGAGGGAGGCUCUGGAGCUACUCACCACAUCUUACCUGCUGCUCGGCCUCAUAGUGAUCGUGACUCUGAAGAAGACAGUAAUGGACGUGCCGCAGGUGCAGACCCUGCUGCGGCUGCUCUCUGGGGGUCAGAGGUCAGAGCAGGACGGUCUCAGUCUCCAUGAACUGAGUCUGGAUGGACUCGGUCUCCAUGAGCUGAGUCUGGAGGCUCCAGAGGACGAGCUGCAGUACAGUUCAUCCAUCUGCACCAUCUCCUACAGCGUGUGA